CGUGGGGGAAGCACCAGCUAGGAGGGAGGCGGCGGAAUACCCCAAGACAUUGACAAGCCCAAUGACGAAAGGGCUUUUACUCAACACGGCGGGGCAGGAUAAUACUUGCAGGGAUCCACAUGUGCAUAAAAGCGCAACGAGCCGCUUCUAACUUCCACACAUGACGUGACGGCAACUUUUCUUUUUUUUUUGUUUUUUUUUUGCCCCCGGUCUUCCCGCGGCACAUUGGUGCAUACUUCCACCAUGACAUACGGGCUCUUGCUUUUUCUUCCAUUUCUUCUCUACACGCAGGGGCUUGCGCGCGAGACCGUUAUCUCCAAAGAGCCGGACGCGAGGAGCGCAAAAGUUGUCACCACAUCCGGCAAAGAAUGCACACUUCCAUUUCGUCAGGGCGGAAGAAUUCAUCACCACUGCAUCACCGUACUCGCCUCGAGACCGUGGUGCUCGCUUACAUCUAAUUUCGACCGGGACCGAAAGUGGGGCUUCUGUGCACCGCAGCGAAGACAGCCAAAUGCUUCUAUCCACACGUCGCGACGAAUCACCAAUCCAUGUCAGGUGCCACCGUGUCAAAACGGCGGCACCUGCUUGCUCGUCCCUAGCGGCCUGGCGUUCGAGUGCUCCUGUCCUGAGGGCUUUUCCGGAACACUGUGCGAGCAGAAACAAUGCUACGAAACCGUACACCUGCGCUAUUAUGACGCCGGAGAGUCUUGGGGUCGCAUUCACCUCCGCAACGUGGAACAGUGCACGUGUGUCAGCGGCAAAAUCAAGUGCCAGCGCGCCCGCUACACGCCGUGCCGCUCCAACCCAUGUCAGAAUGACGGAACGUGCCGGGUGAUCACAGCCACCGGCCAGGAGGUGUGCAACUGCAGACACGGCUACGCCGGACCGCACUGUAGCUUCAAGCCAGAAAGCGAGUGCUACAACGGCCGGGGCACGAGUUACCGAGGCCUGGCGUCCACGACGACAUCCGGCGCACGCUGUCUCCCGUGGAACUCGGACCUGCUGUACAACGAGCUCCACCUGGGCACGGUGACGGCCGCGCCCCUCACCGGCCUCGGGGAGCACGCCUACUGCAGGAAUCCAGAUGGAGACAAGAUGCCAUGGUGUUACACUGUGAGCAAGGGCGCCAUCUCCUGGGAGUACUGCAGUGUCCCCUCCUGCAAGAUGCCAGUGUCUUCUUCUCGCAGGAUGAACACGUUCAACAAGUUGCCCGCGCUGGGCGACUCAGACCCGUCCGUGCCAGCCAAGAAGGCGGUGUGCGGGACAAAGCACAAGAAGAGGGUGAACGUCGCCAGGGGAAGAAUCAUCGGAGGGACCUCGGCUCUGCCGGGCAGUCACCCGUGGAUGGCCGCCAUUCACAUCGGACAGUCGGACUUCUGUGCUGGGACCCUGAUCGCAUCUUGCUGGGUCAUCUCGGCGGCGCACUGCUUCUUCCGCAACCCCCUGAUGUCGCAAAUUCGUGUGGUGCUGGGCCAGCACCACUUCAACGUCAGCGGUCCCGACACACGCACUUUCGGAGUGGACAAAUACAUUUUCCCCAAACAGUUCUCCGUGUUCAACCCGACGCUCCACGACAUUGUUCUCAUCAAACUGAAGAGGCAAGAUGGCCUCUGCGUGAAGAGGACACCCUUCAUCAGGCCCAUCUGUCUCCCCGACAAAGGCGUGGCCUUCCCGGACGGCUACUGCUGCUCCAUCAGUGGUUGGGGACACAUGCACGAGAAAGCAGAUGGUUAUUCCAGCCUGCAGGAGGCGGGAGUCAGGCUAAUUCGCCGUGACAGCUGCAGGAGGCCAGAGGUCUACGGCAACCACGUCACAGCAGACAUGAUUUGUGCUGGCCUCAACGGCUGUGUGGACGCCUGCCAGGGGGACUCCGGGGGUCCACUGGCCUGCGCAAAGGAUGACGUCAACUUCCUGUAUGGGAUCAUCAGCUGGGGGGAGGGCUGCGGCCGCUCUGGAAAGCCAGGCGUUUACACAAAGGUGGCCAACUACAUGGACUGGAUUAAUUCUGUGAUCAGACGGAAAGCCAAGAAGGCAUGAAAGGAGAUUUGUGAAUAGUUAAAUGAAUGUACUGUUUGUUUUGUUGUUGAUUGCAGAUGACUUUUUUUUUCCCCCCCAACUGUGAAACAGUAAAAGACUGAAUAAAAACGUAUGUCCGAAAAACGAGUAAACCUUUAUAUCACUCUUAAAAUCACUUUUUCCCCCCUCGUAUGACAACUUGAUCGUAAAGACAGAUAUUUGUAUUGUAAAACUUCCGGUUUUGUCUGCUAUAACACGACAUUAUUCUCUUGAAAUUACAAAUUUCAUUUCGCAGUAUUCCAUCAUUAAAAAUUUUACAAACAGUUUCAGUUUCAAGCUAUGCAGAGCAAGCGGAGUGGUUGGGUAGUUUUGUUUAAGCGUUUACGAUGCACUGGCAUGCGAAUUAUGCGCUUCUUCAGGUGGUCGCGCCAUUUUCCAUGCUGCUCUUGUUGUUACUGUUGUCAAAGCCGGAGACUGCCGGGUGGGGGGUGGGGGGUAUGGGGGUGGAGGGCCAAGGGGGCGUC
Syngnathoides biaculeatus (alligator pipefish) is the source of this 2540-nucleotide messenger RNA. It is a transcript of the gene hgfac, whose product is annotated as hepatocyte growth factor activator. Gene Ontology annotation, cellular component: extracellular region. The coding region runs from base 244 to 2037 and encodes 597 amino acids. Lineage: Eukaryota; Metazoa; Chordata; Actinopteri; Syngnathiformes; Syngnathidae. The transcript is spliced from 14 exons. The record is from RefSeq and is a predicted model, not a curated record. Gene Ontology annotation, molecular function: serine-type endopeptidase activity. Gene Ontology annotation, biological process: zymogen activation; blood coagulation.